AUGGUGAUGGCAGUAGUAUUUGUUGUUUUAUUGGCCACAACAAAAAGAGUUGAAAGCCGCAAGGCUCUGAGGGAGAAUGCAGGAGGAGAAUACUUCGAGCACUGCGCCAUAAGUUGCAGAGCCAAAAAGUCUGAGGCCCUGCCUUCGGAGCUCAAUGGUGUCAAGGAAAGCGCUACUAGGGGCAAAUGGAGUUGUUGCGGCAAGGGCAAUCGGAAAAACUAUAUUAAGAAGUUAGACAAGGCCAUUUUGGGAGGGGCAGAGAAGUGGAUUUCGGAGUGGGAGGAGAUGUUCGGGUCGGAGCUCCAAGUCGUGGUUCUCAGGUCGCGGAAGGUGGAUCUGUAUGAGACAGAUUUUGGAUGGGGCAGGCCUAGAAAGAUAGAGGAGAUUGGAAUUGAUGGUGUGACAGGCAUUUCACUCAGUGAGAGUAGAGACAUGUCGGGUGGCAUUGAGGUUGGCUUGGUCCAACCAAAGCCUCGAAUGGAUGCUUUCACAACUUCAAUCAUCGAGGGACUCAAUGCUAUUUCAUGA
Molecule: messenger RNA, 528 nt
Organism: Pyrus x bretschneideri (Chinese white pear)
Lineage: Eukaryota; Viridiplantae; Streptophyta; Magnoliopsida; Rosales; Rosaceae
Product: phenolic glucoside malonyltransferase 1-like
Exons: 3
Coding region: 1-528 (175 amino acids)
Source: RefSeq, a predicted model, not a curated record